Molecule: messenger RNA, 1174 nt
Organism: Rubroshorea leprosula
Lineage: Eukaryota; Viridiplantae; Streptophyta; Magnoliopsida; Malvales; Dipterocarpaceae
Source: the annotation of a GenBank genome assembly
UAAAUCAUCAAAGCCAGCAGCAGAGCAGAUUUAACGUUCCCAUUUUUUGCAGCAACCAAACGGAGUUAACAUUUCACACUUAUUGGGGAAUAGCUUAGCUGCUGAUGCUUGGAAACAGCUUCUCGUUCAAGCAGUUUACAGCAUCCAACUUUAGCAUCAGAUCAGCCACCAUCAAUCUUUUUCUGCAAAAUCCUCCAAUCUUCCAACUCAAACCCCAGAAUCGCAAAAUCCCCCGAGCCCAUUUCUCAAUGGCAAGUCCCGCAGCCCCAGUUUCAGUCCACAGACCCACCAUAACUCACAUAAUCUUUGACAUGGACGGUCUCUUGCUGGACACGGAGAAGUUCUACACUGAAGUCCAGGAAAUCAUACUAGCAAGAUAUAACAAGUCUUUUAAUUGGUCUCUUAAGGCAAAAAUGAUGGGAAAGAAAGCAAUGGAAUCUGCUCGGAUCUUUGUUGAAGAGACUGGGAUCAGUGAUUCGCUUUCGGCGGAGGAUUUUCUUGUAGAAAGAGAAGAGAUGCUGCAGAAAUUGUUUCCAUCAAGUGAGCUCAUGCCAGGGGCUAGCCGUUUGAUUAAACAUCUUCAUUCAAAAGGAAUACCAUUUGCGCUGGCAACAGGAAGUCACAGGCGGCAUUUUGAGCUAAAAACACAAAGACAUGGUGAGCUUUUCAAAUUGAUGCAUCAUAUAGUCCUUGGUGAUGAUCCAGAAGUUAAAAAAGGCAAGCCAGCACCAGAUGUUUUUCUAGCUGCUGCUGGAAGAUUUGAGGGAGCACCAGUGGAUUCACAUAAGAUACUUGUAUUUGAAGAUGCACCUUUAGGAGUUCUUGCAGCCAAGAAUGCUGGGAUGUCAGUGGUUAUGGUUCCAGAUCCACAGCUUGAUAACUCUCACCAUGAUGCAGCAGACCAAGUUCUGAGCUCCCUUUUGGAUUUCAACCCAAGUGAAUGGGGUUUGCCUCCAUUUGAAGAUGGAGAAAGCUAAACAGGUACACCGUUUGCAGUGGUUAUUUGAAUGACACUUUUCCCCUAGCCCCAAACUGAAGAAGCAUUCUUUCUAUAUUUUGAUUGAUUGAACGCUAUAGGCGAACACCUUAACAUUUGAUGCAUUGGUUGCCAUGCAUUAUUUACUUUACAAUUCUAAAUUAUGGUAUGGAUGCAUAAUAAUUAUGAUAAUUUUGG